Messenger RNA from Nomia melanderi (Alkali bee), 533 nucleotides. It is a transcript of the gene UQCR-11, whose product is annotated as Ubiquinol-cytochrome c reductase 11 kDa subunit. The record is from RefSeq and is a predicted model, not a curated record. NCBI's taxonomy places the organism in Eukaryota, Metazoa, Arthropoda, Insecta, Hymenoptera, Halictidae. Gene Ontology annotation, cellular component: respiratory chain complex III. Gene Ontology annotation, biological process: mitochondrial electron transport, ubiquinol to cytochrome c.
UAGGUAGGAAUUUGAACUGACAUUAAGGAUGGUACGCGAGACAGGCGACUCCGACGAAUAAUUCUGGUCGCUUUAUUUCCGAAGUAUCACAGCAGAAACCUAGCUAACAUACUUGCCAGUGACUUAAAACAUUCUUGUAAAAUCGAGAUAGAACUGUACGUUUAAAAAUGUCUUUUCUGCAAAGUUUCCUGACACGUUACAUUCCAACCGUGAAAGCGGAAGACGACGAACUGAUCGAUCCUCAGAAAGUGCUUCGUGAAAAAUGCUCCAGGAAGAGUGAAUGUAAAACUUUGCAAGAUAAGCUUAACACUUGUAAUGAUCGGGUCAAUUCGAGAACUCAAACAGAAGAGACGUGUCUCGAAGAGUUAAUCGAUUACGUAGAAUGCGUAGAUCACUGCGUAGCAGAAACGCUGUUCAGUAAGCUUAAGUAAGAUCACAACGGGACGUAAUCUCGGUUAAGAGGAUAUUAUCAAUUGAUUUGAUGUAUUAUAAAUAUACAGUUGUUACUAGGAAUAAAUAAUGAUUUAUCGAAA